AUGGGACUCUAUGUUGUGCAUCAUAAUUCUAGGAUACCAUUUGAAAGUGCAAAAAUAGUAUUCGAUGAUGAAGCCAUGAUGUCGUAUCCAUGGGGUCCGAUUGCAUAUGAAGUUCUUGUUGUCUCUAUUAAAAUGUUGGAUCCACAAGGAAGGACAUACACCAUAAACGGCAUGAAGGACACUUUAUUGAUUUUGGCGUAUGAAUAUGUCACUUGCUUUAGAGAGCGGUUUAGGAGAGUGGUCAACAAUGACGACAAUAGUGAAGACAUUCCGCUUUUGCGAUGGGGUGGAAAGCGUACACGUGCUAGUUUCCAACGUUUAUUCUCUGAGGAGACCAGAGAGCACGGCCGGGUGCGUGUUAGGAAUAUGGUUAUGAAGGAAUCAGUUGAAGAGGUGUUUCCUCAAUGGCUGGGUGAAGCUGAAGACUUACAACUCGUCAAAAGCUUCAUUGGUAACAACACACACGAGAAAUCUUUACCACAGACUGUACAACAGAAGUCCGUUAAUAGUCCACUAGCAACGGUAUAUAAGACCCCUACUGGUAAAGAUCUGGAGGCGAAAAAUUCUUUGGUGGAGAAGAUUACUAAUGCCAAUGCCAAAAAGGAUGAGGCUGAUGCGAAAGAGGUUGCUGCGAAGAAGGUCGCUGCAACUCCUUCAAAACCUGAUCAUCUUGAUUUCCUUAGUAUUUCUCCUACUAAAGAUGUUAAGGUACCUAAGCAUCGAGCCUAUGGACGCGGCUGUAAGGUCAAUCCAAAACAGAAGGAUGAGGAUGCGUUAACUCAGAAGGCAGAGGCUGUUCAGAAGGCAGAGAUUGCUUUAAAUAAGAAGAAAGCGGCUGAGUUAAAGAAAAAGGAAGCGGCUGAGUUAAAAAAAACAAAUAGCCGCUGCUAUGAAAAAACAUGCUGGGUUAAAGAAGAUAGUUCCAUUGUGGAUGUGACAGACGACAUUAUCGCGUCACAUAAUGAAUUGUUGCCGGAGUCUGAUGUCGAGCUAGAGGAAGUGGUUAGAUCUUCCAGGAUAAAGGAGUAUCGGGAGAAAACUGUUCAAUUAUCUACACAGGGUUGUUCAUUGGUGGCAGUUUCUUCAGAACCAUGUUUUCUUUACAUUGGAGACAAUGGAACGACGUGCAUGAGGAAGAAUGUUGAGCCUUCAACCGCUAUAUAUGAUCCUCUAGCACAUGUUGAUCCGUUUAAAGUGGAAAUCCUUAUGGAUUACAUAAGUAAAAUUCCAUCCCAAACCGUCAACAUUACAGAAACCAACUAA
Raphanus sativus (radish) is the source of this 1263-nucleotide messenger RNA. RefSeq lists its product as uncharacterized. The coding region runs from base 1 to 1263 and encodes 420 amino acids. The record is from RefSeq and is a predicted model, not a curated record. The transcript has 5 exons. NCBI's taxonomy places the organism in Eukaryota, Viridiplantae, Streptophyta, Magnoliopsida, Brassicales, Brassicaceae.